Messenger RNA from Telopea speciosissima, 2100 nucleotides. RefSeq names its product glucose-6-phosphate 1-dehydrogenase 1, chloroplastic-like. Gene Ontology annotation, molecular function: NADP binding; glucose-6-phosphate dehydrogenase activity. Gene Ontology annotation, cellular component: chloroplast stroma. The transcript is spliced from 10 exons. The record is from RefSeq and is a predicted model, not a curated record. Gene Ontology annotation, biological process: glucose metabolic process; pentose-phosphate shunt, oxidative branch. The coding region runs from base 113 to 1876 and encodes 587 amino acids. Lineage: Eukaryota; Viridiplantae; Streptophyta; Magnoliopsida; Proteales; Proteaceae.
CGCAAAUAUCUUCAAAUCUGAGCUUCGAUCGUUUCAGCUUUCAGAGUUCUGAACUGCUUUCGAUAUCCUUCAAGCCAACUCUUGAAGUAUCUCUGCCUUGAUAUCCAAUUGCAUGGCUAGAUGUUACAGUCCUUGUUCUUCUUCUCCUACUACUUUCUUAUCGCUCUCCUCAUUCAAGCAUGAGGGACUUGUCUCCGGAAGGAUGAGGGUACCAGAAAGGAGAAAUACCACUCUAAUUUCUCAUGGCUAUCCCAGUCUCCGUUCGAGAAAGCAAUUUGAACUCAAAUCCUCUAAUGGGCACCCGCUAAACGCGGUCUCUUCGCCAGAUGGUUUAGGUGGGAAGUCAUCAACGGAAGAACCCGUUGAGAAUCGAGGAAAAGAUGGUCCAGUUGUCUAUUCGGAGCCAGGAAAAGCCAAAUCUACCAUCAGUGUUACUGUUGUCGGAGCUUCGGGGGACCUUGCUAAGAAGAAGAUCUUUCCUGCACUCUUUGCAUUAUUUUAUGAAGAUUGUCUACCUGAGCAUUUUACAAUUUUUGGUUAUGCUCGGAGUAAGAUGAGUGAUGAGGAGCUGAGGAACAUGAUCAGUGAAACAUUGACUUGCAGAAUUGACAAGAGUGAAAAUUGCAGUGACAAGAUGGAUCAGUUCUUGCAGAGGUGCUUCUACCAUUCUGGCCUGUAUGGUUCUGAGGAGAAUUUUUCAGAAUUAGACAAGAAACUGAGAGAGAAAGAGGUUGGAAGACUCCCCAAUAGGUUAUUUUACUUGUCAAUACCUCCCAACAUAUUUGUGGAUGUGGUACGAUGCGCUAUUAGUCGUGCUUCUUCUGCAAACGGGUGGACUAGAGUCAUUGUUGAAAAGCCAUUUGGUCGGGACUUGGCAUCAUCUGGAGAGCUGACCAGAUGUUUGAAGCAAUACCUCUCUGAGGACCAGAUUUUCAGGAUUGACCAUUACUUGGGUAAGGAGCUUGUUGAGAACCUAUCAGUCCUCCGGUUCUCCAAUCUUGUUUUUGAGCCUUUAUGGUCAAGGAACUACAUCAGAAACGUGCAACUAAUAUUUUCUGAAGAUUUUGGAACGGAGGGUCGAGGCGGGUACUUCGAUAACUAUGGGAUAAUACGGGAUAUAAUGCAGAAUCACCUCCUACAAAUUUUGGCACUUUUUGCAAUGGAGACACCUGUCAGCUUGGAUGCGGAGGACAUUAGGAAUGAAAAGGUUAAGGUUUUACGGUCAAUGAUGCCACUGCAGAUUGAUGAUCUAAUUGUAGGCCAAUAUAAGGGGCACUCAGCUGGUGGAAAGUCUUAUCCUGGUUACACUGAUGAUCCAACCGUGCCAAAUGACAGCCUCACUCCCACCUUUGCAGCUGCUGCUUUAUUCAUUCAUAACGCACGAUGGGAUGGGGUGCCUUUUUUGAUGAAAGCAGGCAAGGCUCUUCAUACUAAGGGAGCAGAGAUCAGAGUGCAGUUUAGGCAUGUCCCAGGCAACUUGUAUAAGCGGAACUUUGGGACUGAUUUGGAUAAAGCUACAAACGAGCUUGUUCUUCGUGUGCAACCUGAUGAAGCUAUAUAUCUGAGGAUCAAUAACAAGGUCCCAGGUAUUGGCAUGAGAUUGGACCGCAGUGACCUUAAUCUGCUUUACAAAACAAGGUAUCCAAAGGGAAUUCCGGAUGCAUAUGAGAGGUUGCUUUUAGAUGCCAUGGAAGGAGAACGUCGGCUGUUCAUUAGAAGCGAUGAGCUUGAUGCCGCUUGGGCACUUUUCACCCCUUUGCUGAAGGAACUGGAGGAGAGGAAGAUUGCACCAGAGCUCUACCCAUAUGGUAGUAGAGGUCCAGUUGGAGCACAUUAUCUUGCUGCAAAGUAUAAUGUUCGAUGGGGGGAUCUUUAGUGGUGAAGAUUCAUGAUUGGGUGGAGUUCUGCUAUAAUAUAUUGCAUGCUGUGGGAUGGCCUCCUCUUUUAAAAAAAACUCAGCGAUGUUUUGUCCAUGGAUAUGUUGGUUGUGGAUUUUCAUACUUCCUAUAUGUCUAGUUUGGAUUCUUUUCCUUGUAUGAUGCAUUAAAUAGUAUUUUCUAUUGACUGGUAGGCACUUUAAUGGAGAGCACUUUGAAGGUG